Messenger RNA from Bursaphelenchus okinawaensis, 2203 nucleotides. The record is from the annotation of a GenBank genome assembly. NCBI's taxonomy places the organism in Eukaryota, Metazoa, Nematoda, Chromadorea, Rhabditida, Aphelenchoididae.
AUGCGAAUCCUCCUCCUGUUGUUGUAUGUCAAACAUGUGUAUUCAAUGAGAUCGUGGGGAACGUGGAAGGUGUCUGAUGAGAAGUUGAAGGUGGUUACUACAUUCGGAGUCCAGCCUUUUAAUAAUUUGGAGCCAGAACUGACAAGAGGAUUUAUAUACGGAAAUGUGACAUCAGCAACAGAUGAGAAUUCAGAUGUGGCAUUACUUAUUGUACCUAACACAAGGUUCAACAGCUUUCAACAUUCUAACUAUUGGCAGCUUUCUUGUUCUAAUUUAAUGGAGGUAAGUGACUUUUGUACAGUGUUGUUUUCUUUAGGAAAAGUUAGGUAUAUAUCUAAUAAAUCAGGGAUAUAAUACCAUUUCUAUACCUAUUUAAGCAUGAAAUAACUUGUGAAUACACAGUAAUAUCAUUUGCUUUCAGAAUAUCAGUGAGAUUCUGUACGAGCCGAGAUGUUUGAAGAAGGGUCGACGAGGAGACUACAUGAGGUGGAUACCAUGUCCUCAUGGAAAGUAUUGUGUUGAUGAAGAUCGACCAGUACAUGUGAUAGAUGGAAGUCAAUUCACAUUUCGAGUGGAUGAACCAUAUGUUCCUGAAUAUUGGCAUGUUAUUCUUGUGGCAUGUAGAUUGGACGAGAAUUGUAGUUGGGUAGAGUCGGAGAGGUUAGAGCCGGUUAACUAUGACAUUUCACUUAUGAACGGACAUCCACUUUACGGGAAUUGGCUUACUAAUCAGUUUUCUUUUGAAGAACAGGUGAGUUACAUAUUAUAUAUAAUUAUUAAGGUAGUUUAAGGUGGAACAUGACCUAUAAUUGUGACAAGAUCAGAUCCCAACUUUAAAAUCUUUUCAGAAUAUAUUCGAGAUCAUUUUCUUUGGUUUUAUGGGCUUUGGCAUCUUGUCUAUUGUACAAGCGAGGUCUCAGACCAAGUCCAAGUAUCAUAUGUUAAACAUGAGGAGCAGAAUGUUAUUGUGGAUUAUUAAUCUGGAAGUUACUCGAUUAGGUAUUCAAUUAUUCAACAUGUCAAUUUAUGCAUUACACGGAUCUGCAUUUGUUUUUUUGAAUUAUGUUGCUGAAGUAAGUACUUGAUCACUUAAAAAGUAAUUUCUUUUAACGUUCUCUUAGUAUUUUUGAAAACUUUGUUGGGUCAAUUUGUGAAUUUUUAUAAACAUGAAAUGGCAUCUCAAAAUUAAAAAAAAAAUUCAGUUGAUCAGAAACUUGAGCAUUUGCCUCUUGUGCUUACUAUUACUUUUACUGAGUAGUGGAUGGUCGCUACGAAAAACGGGAUCUACGGUUAAAGGAUACUAUGUUUUCAAUAUUUGGUUAAUACUUUCUAUAGCUCAACUCUUUGUUUUUACUUAUGAUUAUGUAAGUUUUUGCUUAAAAAUAUGUUAAUAUUAACUGAUUAAAUUUUAUUAAUCAGAUAUAAUAUAAAAAUUUAGUUUAGGUGUACUUCAACAUCUUGUGUAUUGUACCAAGAAAGGUCCUUUGGUUGUUAAUAUUUUUCCUUUUUAGGUUUUCUUGGAAGAAAGUCGGAAUUACUUCGACUUUGUUGAUUCACAGGUACUUAAUAUUGUUUUGGGUUUAAGGUUAAUACAAGGUGUUUGGUUUUUAACGGAGAUGAAGCGAACUCUAAAGAUGUAAGUUCCAUUUUUGAGUUUAGAUCUUUUUUUAAUGAUUGUUUAAUAAAAAUGUUUUUAGAGAAACGAACCACGAAAGGUCCAUCUUUCUGGUGCACUUUGGAGCUGCUUAUAUGGUCUGGUUUACUUACUACAUAUUGUUGGUGUUGGUUUCGAUGGCUGUGUCCGAGUUUUGGCGGGUCAAAUUUGUUAUUUGUAAGAUUUUCACACUUUUUGUUACUAUUUUUGAUUAUAUAUUAUCCGUUUCGCAAUGUGUUGUAACAUUCUUGAAUUACUUUAAUAGCUCUAUGAUUAUAUUAUUCAGUAAAGUAUUAUAUAUUAUGUCCAAUAUGUACAGUCAUGUUUUCUUUAGCUGUCACAACAUUUGCCAACUUUGUCGCAUUGGCCUGUCUGGUCCAUAUCUUCUGGCCCACCAGUUCGUAUCGCAAUUUCUUCAACAGCGAUCUUAUGGUACAUCGUACGUUGAGUACGGGCUCAUCUGGCGCCGACAACGACGAGUAUGACAUGUUGAUUGCGGCCGCCAUGAACUCGGACGAGGAGAACACUCCUCACACGCCAUUCCAUUAG